Messenger RNA from Rhodofomes roseus, 2194 nucleotides. Its product is annotated as heme peroxidase. Gene Ontology annotation, molecular function: heme binding; peroxidase activity. The coding region runs from base 103 to 2100 and encodes 665 amino acids. Gene Ontology annotation, biological process: response to oxidative stress. The transcript has 16 exons. The record is from RefSeq and is a predicted model, not a curated record. NCBI's taxonomy places the organism in Eukaryota, Fungi, Basidiomycota, Agaricomycetes, Polyporales, Fomitopsidaceae.
GCGAUGCCAUUGACUCUCAUCCUCCUCCUGUGUUUCUUGCGAACGUACUGACGGUUCUUAAUCCGCGGUACGGGGGUCGACGCUCCGCCAGGAUUCGCGAAUAUGUCGAGCGUAAUAACUCUGCCGAUCCGCCUUUCGGCUCGCAUUUUGUCACUUCUACGCGGGCUAGUAUUGCACGGACCGAGCUUUGUCGUCAAUGAUCUCCCCGCAUACCUCGAUUUGAUCAACUCCUUCAAUGGCGUUGGCCUGGAUGAUCGCAAGUUCCUCCUGGAGAAAAUCCUCACCGUCCUCUCACGCGCCCCAGAGGAUUCCGCUCUCGCGCGCGAGUUUGAGGGGCUCGUCAUACGCCUCUUGUGGCGCGACCUGCCGCAUCCUCCUCUAGGCUACUUCUUUAUCCCUGACGGUGUCCCUGCGCCUAUUCCCGAAUCCACUUCCAGCAACACAAGACGGUAUGCAUUCCGCAGCGCGGAUGGAUCGAACUACAACGUGCACAUGCCGACGCUGGGCAUGGCUGGCAUGCCUUACGUCCGAAAUGUUCCCUCUACGAGCGGGACUCUGAACAAGUCUCUUCCCAAAGCUGAAGCUAUAUUCGACGAGCUCCUGAAGAGGGACGAUUUCACUGAACAUCCCGGCGGACUCUCGGGUCUGUUCUUCGCGUUCGCGAACGUUGUCAUUCAUACAAUCUACAACACGAAUUAUGCUGACUGGAUGGUGAAUGACGCAAGCAGCUACGUCGAUCUCAGCCCGCUCUACGGAAGCUCCCAGGCUGAGGUUGACAGUGUCAGGCGCAAGGAUGGAACCGGCCGGCUGUGGGAGGACGUGUUCGCCGACAAACGACUACUCUUCAUGACGCCUGCUACAUGUGCCCUUCUCGUCCUCUUCUGCCGCAAUCACAACUAUGUGGCCGGUCGGAUCUAUACCGAAAACGAAUUCCGCACCUUCAGGGAACCUGUGAUGCUCAACGACAAAGAGCGUGCGAUGCAGGACGACGAGAUAUUCCACCGCGCGAGACUCGUUAAUUCCGCUUUUUUCGCGCAGAUCGUCCUAGGUGACUAUGUUGGCGGGAUUCUCGGGCUCACACGAGAUGGCUUGUCUUGGAGGCUCAAGCUACUUGAGUCUAUGCGGGAUAUCAACCGCGCGUGGACCCCGCAGGGCGAGGGAAACGUCAUAUCUGUGGAGUUCAACCUCAUGUAUCGCUGGCAUGCCACGAGCUCUCAGGAUGACACGAAGUGGAUGGACAAGUUCUUCAGCAAUUUGUUCCACGGAAAACCAAAUGACCAGAUUACGAUCAAUGAUUUCAAGGAGGCCGCGAGGGGGGUUAUGUCGAAGACGCCGAAGGACGUGAGGAAGAGGAGCUUCAACGAGCUCAAGCGUGGCCCGGAUGGCCGUUUCUCUGACGAGGAACUCGCCCAGAUCUUGUUCGAUGCGACGGAAGCUCCCGCCGCUGCGUUCAAGGCGCGCGGUAUACCUGAAUCACUUCGUAUCAUCGAGAUCAUGGGCAUCACGCAGUCGAGAAAAUGGGGGACAUGUUCGUUGAACGAGUUUAGGAGGUAUCUUGGGUUGAAGCCGUACAAGGACUUCGACGAGUGGAAUCCGGACCCGAAGGUCUAUACGGCGGCAAAGAGGCUGUACGGCGACAUAGAGAACCUUGAGUUAUAUGUCGGUAUGCAAGCGGAGGAAGCGAAGGUGGCCAUGCCUGGUGCUGGGCUCUGCCCCGGCUUCACGAUCUCGCGAGCGAUCCUCGCUGAUGCCAUCGCGCUCACACGGGGCGACAGAUUCCUGACGCUCGACUUCACGCCGUUCAACCUUACAUCGUGGGGAUACAACGACUGCAUGUACGACAAGCGGGAUGGGUCGAUUGGCGGGAUCAUGGGCAGGAUGCUCGCGCGCACGCUGCCGGGGUACUACCCCGCCCACUCGGCGUACACGGCCUUCCCGUUCAUCGUGCCGCAGACGAUGAAGGGAUACAUGGGCAAGCUGCCGGACAGGGAUGUGAAUGAGUAUGAUUGGGAGAGGCCGAGGGGCCCUGCGCAUGGCAAGAAGGCGGCGCUGGAGCUGUUGAAGGCGAAGAUAAAUGGGAAUGGCGCGGGGAUGAUGUAGUGGGCAUUGGGGAAGGGACUGCCAGUGUAGCAUACUGUCCAAGGCUCUCAAAUAGUCUCCGUUGCAAACCAAUAGAGCCCGCAGAGUCUCUGUG